CUUGAUCGGCGCUGACAGCACAGUCUCUCGGCUUUUCUGUAACUGGUGGAGAAUUUGUCUGCCCUCUUCUGCACACCAUAGUGUGACUUCGGGUAUUCUGUCGCCGCUGUCUGAUGAGAAUUAGCUGAAGUGCUGAGAACGAUGUAGUCAAAGGAGUUUACUGGAUGCCGUCUUUUAAGGGUUGGAGAUAGCUCUGUUCACGAAACGGUGAUCCUGAUGCUUUACUUAAAACCUCACGUUGAAGUAGAUGUGAUAUAUGUUGGGUAAAGGAGCAAAGCGGAAACUGGACGAGGAUGAAGACGGGCUGGAAGGCAAAGCGCUGGCGUUGGGCGGGGCGGCGGACGCGCCGUCCAAGGUGUCCUACACCCUGCAGAGGCAGACCAUCUUCAACAUCUCGCUGAUGAAGCUGUACAACCAGCGCGCGCCGACGGAGCCCAGCCUGGAGAGGCGCGUGCUCAUCAACAACGUGCUGCGCCGCAUCCAGGAGGAGCUCACGCAGGAGGGCAGCCUGCGGCCGCUCUUCUUCCCCCCCUCCGCCCCGCCCGACGACCCCGUCGACGAGGGCUUCCGGGAGGCCCAGCCCGCCUUCGGCAUGCUGUCCGUGGCGGCCGCGCCUCCCCCGCAGCCCCCCCCGGCCCCACCCCCGUCCGCCCUCUCCGACCCCGCACCCCCGGACUCCUGCCUCACCCCCGCCUCCCUGCUGGAGGACGACGCCUCCUCGUUUUGCACUUUGCCGUCCCCACACGCCGCCCAGCACUAUCACGGCCUGCCCAGGCCGCCCCCGCUGGUGGCGAAAGACAGCUUCUCCUCGGCCCUGGACGAGAUCGAGGAGCUCUGUCCGACUACCACGACGACUACUACCUCCUCCUCUGCUGUGCCGGCCCCGCACCUGCCGGCCCUCCCCCACUCGCCGUCGGUGGGCGCGGACGCAAAAGACUGCAGCAGGGCCUGCAGCCAGAAAUUUGAGGGCCUGGUCUCACAACUGGAGAGCCGGGUGGGUGUUGCUGCCGCGGCCGAGUCGAGACUGAUGGACUCCCUGCCCCCCAGCAGCCUGGACAUGAGCUCCUCGUGCUCCGCAGGGUUCCUCACAGACCUGGCCCUGGACGACAUCCUGUUUGCGGACAUAGACACCUCCAUGUAUGACUUUGACCCCUGCACCUCUGCGUCAGGGACGAGCGCCUCAAAAAUGGCGCCCGUGGUGACGGCGGACGAUCUCCUCAAGACUCUUUCCCCCUACGGCGGCAGUCCCCCGUCUGUCACCCCGAACCAGCCUUUUAAAAUGGACCUCACAGAACUGGACCACAUCAUGGAGGUUCUGGUUGGCUCUUGA
Messenger RNA from Megalops cyprinoides (Indo-Pacific tarpon), 1330 nucleotides. It is a transcript of the gene sertad2b, whose product is annotated as SERTA domain containing 2b. The transcript is spliced from 2 exons. The record is from RefSeq and is a predicted model, not a curated record. Gene Ontology annotation, cellular component: nucleus. Bases 257 to 1330 code for a protein of 357 amino acids. Lineage: Eukaryota; Metazoa; Chordata; Actinopteri; Elopiformes; Megalopidae. Gene Ontology annotation, molecular function: transcription regulator activity.